Molecule: messenger RNA, 2951 nt
Organism: Brassica rapa (field mustard)
Lineage: Eukaryota; Viridiplantae; Streptophyta; Magnoliopsida; Brassicales; Brassicaceae
Product: germin-like protein subfamily 1 member 16
Molecular function (GO): manganese ion binding
Source: RefSeq, a predicted model, not a curated record
UUAAUGUAUAAUCAUAUUAUAUUACUAAUUACGAAAUUAAUUAUCGCAUGAUUUAAAAAAAUACUUAUAACUUUUAAUAAGAUUUGGGUAAAUAUUUUCUCAACAGAUUUUAUUAUAAUUAAAAAUAAAAUUUAAAUCUAUAGUUUCUCAACAGAUUUUAAUAAUAAUCAUUAUGUCAUAUUAAAUAAUUAAUCAAAUGGUCCUACUAAGACUUUUAAAUAGUAGAUAAAAAUUAGGACCCUAAAUUAAUAGGUUAGAUGGAAAAUAUAUUUUUAUUUUAAAUAAAUACGAAAUUAAUUAAAUAAUUAAAAUAAAAGGUUUGUUUUAGUGAAAAUAAUAAAUUUAUAUUGUAAAAAAGAUAUAAAAAGAUUUUAUUUUGAUGCAAAUUUAGAGAAAAUAAAGAAAUAUCUAUUUAAUUAGUUGGUUUUAAAAUAAUUCAAAUAUUUAUACAAAAAAUUCAUUUAAGUAACUUUCUAAGGGAUGGUCCAAAUAAAAAAUCACGCAUGAAAUAAGUUAUGACUUCUAUUUUAAUAGAUAAGAUAAUAGUUGAAAGUUGAAACCGUUUGAAAACAUGAUGUGAGAAAAUUUAGGAGCAAGAAACGUGUUGAAAGUUAAGGUUAAUACUUUAUUUUCUUUGAAAAUCGAACGUGUUGUGGUGAUCUGAGAAAAUUAAGAAAUAGUUUUAGAAAUACUGAGAACCGAAAAAAAAAAUUAUUGGCAUUGUUUGCUUUUUUUUUCUGAAAACAAAAUACAUGUGUCAAAGUUUUAUUGGGCAAGUGACUUGUGAUUUAGUUUAUGAAGGAUAAUUUACAUAGAAAUAGGUCCCUUAAUUGUGAAAAAAAAUUCUUAAUAAAAACUCUUACUAAAUUGUUUAUAUCUAUUGUCUUUGUCUUGGUUGUUGCAGAAAUAUCUUCAGUUUCUUGAAGAAGCCAAAAAGUAUGACCAUAGAAUUUUAGGCCAGAAGCAGGAACUCUUCUUUUGUCAUCCACUCAGGUUCGUUCCAGUGCUAAUAUAUUAUGCUUCCCUCUUUGCGUUUACCUAUACUGAUAUAUAUACUCACCAUCUUUGAUCUUCAGUCCUAUGAGUUGGUUCUUUCUUCCAUUAGGCACUCGUGUAUAUAACAAGUUGAUGGAAUUCAUUAAAGAGCAAUAUUGGAAAAGGGGUUACACAGAGGUUAUAACGCCGAAUAUGUACAACAUGAAACUGUGGUAUACUUCUGGACAUGCUGAAAAGUACAAGAAAAAUAUGUUUACGUUUGAUGUAAGUGUAUAUAAGAUUCCCCCUUGACACUGUUACUAGUGUUACUCUAGCAAACUUCUCUCUAGAAUCCAAUGUUUGGCCUAGGCUAUAUAGUGACAUUUUGCGAAUGUUACUUUGUGCAGAUUGUGAGAGCUUGAUUCCAAAACUAAAUAAAAUAAGUAAUAAAUAAAAAUCAUCAACCAAUCAAAUUAUAAUAGUUUACUUAAAUUUCACAUAUGAGCGAUACAUAAUAAAAAAUCAUUUGACAACAGGAAAAAAAAUCAAAAAUCACUUAAGUGACUUCUCAUUUGGUUCCUCUUCAUUCCCUAAUAAUCUUGUGUAUUUCCUUUGUCCAGUCCGUUAAUGCAUCUUAUACUGACACUAUUUGCAAUCUAAAUCUUCCCUGUGACACUUCUGUUGUGUUUUGUACAUAAUUAAAUGCAAAUUAGAUAACAUUUGUUAGAUAAGUUAAGCCAUUGUGGGAUCUCUCCUAACAUUAUAGGCUUAUAGCCUACGUUAUUUUGCCAUCUACCCAUUUGGCCAGUAUCUUCCAUUCUUCCUAAAGUAAUUCCAACUACCAGUCUCUUUUGUUUAACUUUUUUUUAUGUAACUAAGAGUCUACCAGAUUCGCUGUAAUCUCAUUAAUUACUUAAUGCAUUUUAUUAAACGAUCUGAACUACCAGUUACAACAUGUGAAAUACGAAAACAUAAAAUAAUAAUUUUAAACCAUGUCAAAUAUAAUAUAUAUGACUUAUGAGCUUGUCCUAUAAAUAUAAAGCACCAUGCUUCGCAAACCACACACGUAAACGAAUCUAGAGAGAGCAUUCACAUAUAGCCUUUUAUUUGAAAAAUGAGGUUUUUUAAGGCUCUCAUCCUCAUUCCUAUUGCCAUAUUGGCUUUGGUAAUUUCCUUUGCUGAAGCUUAUGAUCCAAGUCCACUCCAAGAUUUCUGUGUCGCCAUUGAUGACCUAAAUGGUGUUUUUGUGAAUGGUAGGUUCUGUAAAGAUCCGAUGCGAGUCAAUGCAGAAGAUUUUUUCUUCUCUGGCCUCAACGUGCCUGGGAACACCAGUAAUCAAGUUGGCUCCAAUGUGACCACGGUUAAUGUUGAUCAGAUCCCAGGGCUAAACACCAUGGGCAUAUCAUUGGUGCGCAUAGACUACGCUCCACAUGGACAAAACCCACCUCACACGCAUCCCCGUGGCUCAGAGAUCCUUGUCCUUAUCAAAGGAACAUUAUACGUCGGGUUUGUUUCUUCCAAUCAAGACAAUAACCGUUUAUUCGCCAAAGUAUUGCAUCCUGGCGACGUAUUUGUGUUCCCCAUUGGAAUGAUUCAUUUUCAGGUAAAUAUUGGGAAAGUCCCUGCCGUUGCUUUUGCAGGAUUGAGUAGUCAGAAUGCUGGUGUAAUCACAAUCGCAAACGCUGUGUUCGGAUCAAAUCCUCCUAUAUAUCCAGAAGUUCUAGCCAGGGCGUUCCAGUUGGAUGAAAACAUUGUCAAAGAACUUCAGGCCAAGUUUGGUCCAUGAACUUUGAAGUCAUUAUGAGUGCUUAUCAUUGCUAUAUGCACUUAAACAAUAGUGUACAACUAAAAAUGUUAUGUCAAAUAAAAAUAAAGAAAUAGUGUUGUUUACCUGAUUAUUUUUUUAAUCUUAUAUGUUACUUCUAAAAUAAAACACAAUUAUGUCUAAUAAAGUAAUAUAGGCAUAGUUAAAUUUU